AAGUGGGGCUCAUGAACCGCGCCGUGCAGCUGCUCAUCCUGGCCUACGUCAUCGGGUGGGUUUUUGUAUGGGAAAAGGGCUACCAGGAAAUGGACUCUGUGGUCAGCUCAGUUACUACCAAGGUCAAAGGUGUGGCUGUGACCAACACUUCUAAACUUGGAUUCCGGAUCUGGGAUGUGGCGGACUAUGUGAUUCCAGCUCAGGAGGAAAACUCCCUCUUUGUCAUGACCAACAUGAUAAUCACCAUGAACCAGACCCAAAGCACCUGUCCUGAGAUUCCUGAUAAGACCACCUUGUGCAUAUCAGAUGACAACUGCAGUGCCGGCUCUGCAGGCCCCUAUAGCAACGGAGUCGAAACUGGGAAAUGUGUGCCGUUCAAUGGCUCCGUAAAGACAUGUGAGGUGGCAGCCUGGUGUCCAGUGGAGGAUGAUGCCCAUAUGCCAAAACCUGCUUUUUUAAAGGCUGCAGAAAACUUCACUCUUUUGGUAAAGAACAACAUCUGGUAUCCCAAGUUUAAUUUCAGCAAGAGGAAUAUCCUUCCCAAUAUUACCACCACUUACCUCAAAUCAUGCAUCUAUGACACUCACACGGAUCCCUUCUGCCCCAUAUUCCGUCUUGGCAAAAUAGUGGAGAAUGCAGGACACAACUUCCAGGAGAUGGCUGUGGAGGGAGGUAUCAUGGGCAUCCAGGUGAACUGGGACUGCAACCUAGACAGAGCCGCCUCCCUCUGCCUGCCCAGCUAUUCAUUCCGGCGCCUUGACACUCGGGACCCUGACCACAAUGUAUCUCCCGGCUACAAUUUCAGAUUUGCCAAGUACUACAGGGACCCUGCUGGCAAAGAGCAGCGCACACUCACCAAGGCGUAUGGCAUCCGCUUCGACAUCAUCGUGUUUGGAAAGGCCGGGAAAUUUGACAUCAUCCCUACCAUGAUCAACAUUGGCUCUGGCUUGGCACUUCUGGGCGUGGCAACAGUGCUGUGUGACAUCAUAGUCCUCUACUGCAUGAAGAAAAGAUACUACUAUCGGGAGAAGAAAUACAAGUUUGUGGAAGAUUGUGAGCAGGGUCUUGCUGGUGAGAUGGACCAGUGAUGCUCACCCCACACCUAGGCUCCUCACAGACCUCAUCGAGCACAGUGAGAUGAAGGGAGAAACGGCUGCUAUGUUGCUAUGUUGCCUCACAGGAAGUUCCAGAUUCUGAGUCAGUUUCCAUUCCACGAAUACUCAGCAUUGCCCACCAGCUCCUGUGGGUUGUUUUGUCUUGUUUUUUGAGACAGGGUCUCAAUAUGUAGCCCAUGCUGGUCUUGAACUCGAGGUCCUCCUGCCUCAGCCUCCUGAGUACUAAGAGUAUAGGUGGGCAUCACAACAUCUGUUUUCCAUGUUGGUUUUUGUCCACUGAACACAGUGAACUGCCAGUUUCUAUAAUGUGGGGGUGUUGGGGUGAGUGGCUGGCAGAAGGAAAGCUAUGGCUUACAGGGCUGGGCCUCUCCAGGGCCUCCAGUUUGGCUUUCCUCAGAAGCUACAGUCUUCAGCCCCCUCAGAAUAGGUCUACUCCUCCAAGGCACGGCAGCCCUGUUCAAGCACUUUAUAAGGGAAGGAAAACCUCCCAGUUGUGAUUACCAGCCUCUUAGCUGGCCUAGGCUGCUGUUCCUCUUCCCUUCAACCAGGUACUCUGUCCUUAGAAUCAUGAGGCUGAGUUAGCAGUUCUCCUUUGAAAAGAGGUAUGUUGAGAUGCACAUUUUUGUUUUCCUUUGGUGGUACUGGGGUUUGAACUCAGGGCCAUAGCUUGCCAGGCAAGUGCUCUACCACUUGAGACACACCCCUAAGCCUAAGAGUUAUGUUGAGAUUGAGGACCAAACAUUAAAACAAACAAUUUUCUUAUUCCUUGUCUGUGUUAUCUCAUAGCAUAUGCUCAAUCAAACUUUCCUUCCUUCUCUUUUAUCAAAGUUAUCAACAGAAUGGAGUCACUUAUGCCAAAUCCUAUCAAAAUAGCCAAGAAGCCAUGAAGGGGUAGGGGGAGGUCUUCAUGUCUGCCUGCCUGAUAAGCAGCAAUAGAAAAGAUUCUGCCAAAACCAUAAUGUGUAGUGAAGGUCACUUCCAGGAACAGGCGGCCCCAGCCACAACCCUUCUAGGAGACCUGGCAACAGCCCGUUGAAGGCCACAGCCUGCCAUAAGCUGCAACCAAAGAACCUUUGUUUUGAAACAACCAGCAUGUACUUCCUCCUUUUUGCUUUCAGUUGCCCUGGCCUUGGCCUCCCUGGAUGUGCACCACAAUCCCUGUCACCUCUGAAUAACGCCUUCUUUAGGUUAACAGCUUCCACCAGUAAAGCCCCGUGCUGUCCAGCUCAGUGUGCUCAGGUCUCCAAAAC
Messenger RNA from Castor canadensis (American beaver), 2365 nucleotides. RefSeq names its product purinergic receptor P2X 4 (gene P2rx4). NCBI's taxonomy places the organism in Eukaryota, Metazoa, Chordata, Mammalia, Rodentia, Castoridae. Gene Ontology annotation, molecular function: purinergic nucleotide receptor activity; ATP binding; extracellularly ATP-gated monoatomic cation channel activity. Gene Ontology annotation, biological process: calcium ion transmembrane transport; response to ATP. Gene Ontology annotation, cellular component: plasma membrane. The record is from RefSeq and is a predicted model, not a curated record.